GUGCCAUCCCCCCUGAAGGUUUCUUGGAGCUGCAGGAGUGUGACCUUGACCUUGAUCAGUGCCUGUGGUACAACGCCGGGAGGGGCCGCGUCCGUUGGCAGCGUCACGAAGAGAUCCUGUCAGCAGACUGGCACCACCCCCCUCCCCAGCAGUCAGCUGAUCCUCCAGAUGAGACGUUCCGGGCCAUGUUCGCACGUCUGACGAUACCAAAAGACACGAAAGACAAGACGUCAGUGCUGAGGUCUGUCAACUACGAGCCUCGAUUUUCUGGCGGGGGACUUUGUCAGAUCCGGUUCUGGCACCGCCUGACUGGCCAGACCGUGGAGCUGAGGCUGGAACUGGCCGAACUGGUCAAGAAGAAGACGAACAGACAGACGCGGAUGUUGUGGAGCAGCCGACAGGCGGGGGAGAGGGCGGGGAGUGGUCAGUGGAGACGUCAGGUCGUUGACCUCAACAGUGUGGCCAUCAACACAAGCUAUGUGCUCCAGUUUAAAGUUGUGACGACCAGUUCAUCCUAUGGUACAGUUGAUCUGCUUAACAUUAGCCUGGGACCCGAGUGUUUUAGUUCAGCUCUGAGACUGACCACAUGUGGAGAAGAGGGACACACCGGCCCCACCCAAGAGCUGUGUGACAAGCACUACCUGACUGCGGGGGUGGUGGACGUUGAGAACUUCACCAUCAACGGCAGCUGGGCCCGGGGGGUGCAGGCAUGGACGGUCCCUGAAACAGCUGUCUACAAAAUCGAGGCGUUUGGGGCCAGGGGAGGCUAUGGCGGCCACCUGGCGCCCCUGCUGAGCCAGGCUAAAGGGAGUCACGUGACUGCCAAGUUCCAGUUGGAGAAAGGGGACAGAAUCCACUUCGUCGUGGGUCAGAUUGGUGAACACGCAUGUCAGGACCUGUCUAUAACGCCGACCGCCCAUUGUAGACUCAGCCACUUACACGACACGCAUCACAAAUACCCUGUGGCGGGGGGCGGCGGAGGUGGCGCCACCUACAUAUAUAAGAACCAUCCAGGGCAGACAACUCUGGAUAUUCUUCUGGUGGCAGGCGGGGGAGGGGGGAUGCCAUUCCUUUAUAGCAGACGAGAGCAUAUGGAAGAUGAAGAGAAUGGCGACACAACUGACCAAUCAAAUAGCGAGAAAGAAUAUCAGGAAUACUUACAGAUAGAGUCAAAUAUCUCAAAGAUCAUGGGAAAAGAUUACGCAAAAGCUCUGUUUCAGUAUACACCUGAAGGUCUGAGCUCAUGUGUACAGAACCAUAUUGACACCGUGUUUUCCUCUGGCGGGUUUGGCAUGGGCUUUGGCGCCUGCUACGGUGGUGGUUUUGGUGGUGGUGCCGCACUGAAAGAUGCUAAGAAGAUCAACGGGACACCUACAGUUGGCCGGCCUGGCCAGUCCUACGUCAGCGAUUCGGCCAUUUUCUCGAUGAUGUCAAAUGAGGUGCAUGAAGGUUCCGGCUUGGUGGAGGUCUCGCCCGUGGGGUCAUGUGACUGCAGCUACUACUGCCAGUGGCUGGACGACUCGUUUCAAGCACCAACCUGCUACCUGCCGGGGCAGAACUUAGCCGCUCACGCUGCUGUUGAAUCACGAGAAUUUUUCCCGUGGUACUUUGUGGUGGCACUGUGUGUUGGUAUUGGCGUGGUCGUCUGUCUACUGGCCGUUUGCAUAUAUCUGCGAUGCAGGACUAUCAGAGCGCGGCACCCAACAAGUUUGAAGAAAAUGGCGUCGUUCUUCUGCCCGUGUGUCCAUUUAUCUGGCAACCCCGCCACCAGGAACGUGCUGCCACAGAUCCAGCGCCCCCCGGCCAUCAUGCACCUGAACCCCAACUACGACAGGGUCUCGACUAAAGAGCCGCACCAGGACUUGAAGGAGAUCAAUAGGAAACAUCUCAAGUUGAUGAGUGAGUUGGGCCAGGGAGCGUUUGGUGAAGUCUACUACGGCCUUCUGUCCAACGUCCCUAUGGUGGUCGGGGACCUGGCUGUGGCCGUCAAGACACUGCCGCCAGUCUGCACUGAGCAGACGGAGAUGGAUUUUCUGAUGGAGGCAGUCAUCGUCAGCAAGUUCAACCACCCCAACAUCGUCAAGUUUAUCGGGGUGUGUUUUGACCAGCACCCCCACUACCUGGUUCUUGAGCUGCUCGAGGGUGGGGACCUCAAGAGUUUUCUGCUGCAAGCUCGGCCUAAAUGGGAACAACCUUCACCUUUGACCGUCCUUGACUUACUUCGCCUUUCCCUUGACAUUGCUCGCGGGUGUCAGCAUUUGGAGGAGAAACAUUUUAUACACAGGGAUAUAGCCGCUAGAAACUGUCUACUCACCACCAAAGGCCCAAACAGGAUGGCGAAAAUUGCUGACUUUGGUAUGGCUCGAGAUAUUUACAGGUCUGAUUAUUACAAAAAAGCCGGUAAAGCCAUGUUACCGGUCAAGUGGAUGCCUCCUGAGGCUUUUCUAGACGGAGUUUUUUCUUCAAAGACAGAUGUUUGGUCUUUUGGCAUCCUGAUGUGGGAGGUGUUCUCCCUGGGCCACAUGCCCUACCCCGGGCGCUCCAACGAGGAGGUGAUGAACCUGGUCACACAGGGGGGACGGCUGGAGUCUCCGGGAGGAUGUCCCUCAGCCGUGUGA
Physella acuta is the source of this 2618-nucleotide messenger RNA. Its product is annotated as leukocyte tyrosine kinase receptor. Lineage: Eukaryota; Metazoa; Mollusca; Gastropoda; Physidae. Gene Ontology annotation, molecular function: protein binding; ATP binding; transmembrane receptor protein tyrosine kinase activity. Gene Ontology annotation, biological process: positive regulation of kinase activity; regulation of neuron differentiation; cell surface receptor protein tyrosine kinase signaling pathway. Gene Ontology annotation, cellular component: plasma membrane; signaling receptor complex. The record is from RefSeq and is a predicted model, not a curated record.